AUGUUCACCUCACCUUCCUCCAAAUUACUGUUGAGAGUUCAGCCACUGCACCCGACGGAGCCAAUGUCUAACUCACUCACCCUCUCGCUGUUUCCCGCCACCACGUCCUCCUUCCUUCAGCGUCACCCCUACGCCGUUAAACCUCUAACUAUUCGCUCCGUCACUCGCCGUUUAAAACCCGCAAUCGUCAGAGCAGGUGACCGAUCACAACAGAUGGGUGGCAAUGGAAGUAAAGGGAGGGAGGGAUUGAGUUGGGUGCAACCCAUUUUGAAAUUUGCAAGGAGCAACAUUCUACCUUUGGCUCUGGUCGGUGCAGUGACAUUAGGAUUAACAUAUCCUAGUCUUGGUUGUGCUGCUGAUAAAUAUAAUGUGUCAAAAAUUGGUCCAUUUGGAAUUUUUGUUAUCUCAGGAUUGAUGUUGCGUAGUGAAGAAAUCGGUGCAGCUGUAGAAGCAUGGCCUGUUGGACUCUUUGGGCUUGUGUCUAUUUUAUUUCUUACACCAUACUUUUCCAGGAUAAUAUUGCAAAUUCAGCUCCAACCCCAGGAAUUUAUUACAGGGCUGGCUAUAUUUAGCUGUAUGCCAACUACAUUAUCAAGUGGUGUUGCACUAACCCAGCUUGCUGGGGGAAAUUCUGCGCUUGCUCUUGCAAUGACAGUAAUAUCUAACUUGUUAGGAAUAAUGAUUAUUCCACUUUCCAUCACAAAAUUUGUAGCUGCUGGAGUUGGAGUAAAUCUACCUAUCAAACAGCUAUUUAAAAGUCUUGUUCUGACAAUAUUAAUUCCCCUUAUCUUGGGAAAGGUUCUACGUGAAUCUUUUAAAGGUGUGGCUGACUUUGUUGACAAAAACCGCAAGCUUUUCUCAGUGAUCAGUGCACUUUUCCUUAGCCUUUUAUCCCACCACACAAAUAAGCUAUGGUAUUACAAGCAGAUUAUAGUAAAACAAAAUAUUGUCAUACAGCUAUUGGACUGGGAACGUAUACUUCUUCAUCUGUCUUUAUUGGUAUUCAAUGUCAUUGCUGUUCGGAGUCUUUCAGUUAUCUCUGGUGGUAGAAAAUCAAUUUUUUCUCGACAAGAAAAUGCCAGUGCACUCGUACUUGUUGCAAGCCAGAAAACAUUACCAGUAAUGGUGGCAGUGAUAGAGCCACUUCAAGGUGCAUUUGGAGAAUCCGGGUUACUGGUUCUUCCUUGUGUUGCAGCACACCUGAACCAGAUUAUUGUUGACUCUUUAAUCGUUAACUUCUUGCGUUCCCAAGACAAUUCCAACAAUGUCAAGGUGGCUUAA
Molecule: messenger RNA, 1281 nt
Organism: Sphenostylis stenocarpa
Lineage: Eukaryota; Viridiplantae; Streptophyta; Magnoliopsida; Fabales; Fabaceae
Source: the annotation of a GenBank genome assembly